Prunus armeniaca (apricot) is the source of this 1611-nucleotide messenger RNA. Lineage: Eukaryota; Viridiplantae; Streptophyta; Magnoliopsida; Rosales; Rosaceae. The record is from the annotation of a GenBank genome assembly.
AUGGCGACUUCAGACGAGCCACCAUUCGCGCUAAUCGUUCCCCCUACUGCGGAGGUUGCCAGCGUCAAGCCUCCAAGGACGUGGCGCCCUAGGCAGGACGGUUAUCUCCGCGGAAUGACGACCGUUUCGGUUGAGCCAAGGGCCGCGGCCCUGGAGGAAACGGAUGAAGGUAUCAUCGACGUCUACCACGGAAGGGACCCCCAUUUUUCGGCCAACGGUUUUUCCUUUCUCAUGGAAUUCCAUAAGGACUACUCGGCCAUCGACCUAUAUGGCAUGACCCCUGAAAACCGUGAAAUCGUGGAGUUGGCUCUCAAAUACGCUAAGGCAGAAAGGCUCCUUAUUACCAGCGUAUCCAACUCGGCCAUUAAGGCCGUAUACCAGGCACACGGAGAGGUCAGGGCAAGAGGGAUGCCAGGUUACCGACCCGAGCAGGGAGGAUUGGGGCCCAAGGCCCCUUUUAGCGGAAGCAAUUUAGAAUACCUCUACCGAUAUUUUACUGUGACUCCGGCCGACACUAUCUUUGGUCUGACGAUCGAGGAAAGGGCCUGGGUAAGCCAUCUGGACGAUUACUUAGCGGCCAGGGAUGCGUUAGCUAAGGCUAGACAGGCCCUCGAGGAGGAAGUCGAGACCUCGGACCCCCCUAAGAUCAGAGCCACCACAGAAGAUACCCCUGGGACUGCAAGGCCUAUGGUCAAGGGCCUCGACGACCUUUUCUUCGGUCACGAGGCCAAGGACGACUCCACGUUGGGAAUCUGCAAUGAGGACUACGAGGGGAUCCUCGGGAUGGUUGAGGAAAAAACCCUCGCCAGUGGCGGCUGUGAGGUCAACAAGGAGGCUGGUGGGGGAAACCAGCAGGAUCCAAAGGAGGUCAGCAUGAACAUGGUUUUGGUGCUACCGUCUGAGUUUUCAGCCCCAAGAGGCCAGACCAACGGCCUGGAUAAUGACGUGGGCGAGGAGCAGCUUGAUCAAAGGCAAAAAACAAAGGAAGAAUUGUUGGCCAACGAGGUAAUACCCAGAGACGAGCCAAACAAAUACCGACACCUCAAGCCGUUGUACAUCUCGGCUCAUGUAGAGGGUGUGCCCGUGUCCAAGGUCUUCGUUGACUGUGGGGCAACAGUCAACAUCCUUCCCUAUUCCAUGAUGAAGAAGCUGGAUAAGUCAAAGGAGGACCUCAUCCCUAGCGACGUGGUCAUGAGCAGCUUUGUGGGCGAUAAAUCUAAGACCAUCGGGGUGUUGCCGUUAAAAAUCACCGUGGCCGACCGGACAAGAGUCGCGGCCUUCUACAUAGUCGAAUCCAACAUGGACUACAAUAUAUUGCUCGGUCAAGAUUGGAUCCAUCAGUCCGGAUGCAUACCGUCCUCCAUCUUCCAACUGUUGUUCUUCUGGGACGGCCAGAGGGUGUCCAUACACCCAGCCGACAAAAAACCCUUCGAAACCAACACCGUGCAAGCACGGAUUUACGACGACGACAUUGGAUGGGUUGUCCUCACCGGCCACGAUGCAAGCGGCCGGCCAACCAGGACAACGGCGCAGAAAGUGCUGGAGUUAGGCGCCGAGAAUGUUCGACAGGAUUCGGCGCGCGAAGUAUUGAUCAACCUCACUGACCUUUAG